Paramecium octaurelia is the source of this 1322-nucleotide messenger RNA. NCBI's taxonomy places the organism in Eukaryota, Ciliophora, Oligohymenophorea, Peniculida, Parameciidae. The record is from the annotation of a GenBank genome assembly.
AUGAAAGUGCAAUGUCCAAAACAUAAAGGAUCAGAAUUCCUUUAUAUUUUAUAAAAAGAGAAAGAAAUUGAAUUUAUUUGUGAUCAAUGCCAUUCAAAUUUAAUAGAUAAGAAUAUAUUGAAUGAAAAUUAAAAUUUAAUAAAUAUCAAGAGGGUAGAUUGUUUACAUAUUUUAUAAGGCUUUUUUAUAUCCAGAAUAUUUGUUUUCUAAAUUUACAGAUUCUUAAAAACUACAACAAUUCUUUUAAUAAUUAAUUGAAUAUGAUGAACACAAUUUAGACUAUAAAUUAAUGUCAAUAGAAAACUUAAUAAAGGAAAUGCAAAACUAGUUAAGUCUUAUGCAGUAAGAGUUGUUCGUUUAUAAAAAGAAAUUUAUCGAACUUAGAUAAUAAAUAAGAGAAAGUCUAGAAGAAGUAUUAUUUAAAUAUUAAUUAGAUAAUCAAAUUUGAUCAAUUCAAAUAAUAGAUUGGAAACUUAAAUUAAUUAUAACAAUCUAUUAAUCCUUUAGACAUAUAGCAAUGUGAAAGAAAUGUUUACAUUUACUUUUAGAAUUAAUUUAAAAGCAAAUAAAUAAUUGUUAACAAUUAAGUUUUUACACUUCUGGAAUAUAAAAAUGAGUAUAUGAAAGAAUCGACCUUGAUGUAUCCAGAACUAAAGACACUAGACAAACAAUAUUAAUAAUUAAUGUAUAUGCAUACUUCUUUUGAUAAGAUCAUAAACCCUCAAUUCCCUGGAAUUAUCUAAAAUACUAAACUGAUUACGCGAGAAUUCCAAGCUAAGCUAAUUGAUACUAUUAAGGAGAAAUCAAAAAAAUACAUAGCUAAGAUAGAAUUAAUCCAUAAAGAAUCCAAGACUAAUCUAAAUGUUGAAUAGUUUUGGAAUAUAGUUGAUGGAAAAUCUAACUUAAUGAUAGUUUUCUAAUCUUAAAGUGAGUCUGUUUUUGGAGCCUACACUCCAUGUAAAUGGGUCAAAAGUAAAAAAGGAGAAUAUAUUAAAGAUGAAACACUAUCAUCAUUUAUAUUUUCAUAAACAAACCAUUAAAUCUAUCCAAUUAAAUAAGAAGGCAGUGGUUGUGCUAUUUAUUGUUCUACCUCAUAUGGACCUAUAUUUGGAGGAACAUCCUUAUUUCAUGGAUCUAUACGAAAUUAUUUUUCAUAAUAAAGUGAUUUAAUGAUUUUAGGUGAUUUUUAAAAUGGAAGUUCAUCAAUUGGUAUCUCUUAUGAAUAUCAAGAUUCAACAUAGAUAAAUUCUCAGACAAUGUUAUUUGGUUAAAUUGAACCAAAAAUUUUAAUGUAUGAAAUAUUUUAAUUGUCAUUUAUUUGA